Molecule: messenger RNA, 1611 nt
Organism: Cladophialophora immunda
Lineage: Eukaryota; Fungi; Ascomycota; Eurotiomycetes; Chaetothyriales; Herpotrichiellaceae
Exons: 2
Coding region: 182-1483 (433 amino acids)
Molecular function (GO): protein binding
Source: RefSeq, a predicted model, not a curated record
UCCAGGUCGACACUUGCUCUCCCUGCUGCCCGCCGCGAUCCAUCCGUUCGCAUGGGCACAAGGGAGGGGUAGAUUCGCGAGCAGCACUCUCAUCCCCCGUUCCUACAUUUGGUCCUUCAGCACACGCCCUCGAUAUCAGUUCUGCAGCCUUGAAUCUGCCUUCAGCACACACCUUCGAACCAUGACCACUCCUCUUUCCAUUGUCAAACCACGAAAGAAGGGCCGUCAGCCUGGCCUCACUCUUCUCCCGGAGAACCUGGUACCGCUGUUGACCAGCUUGCCGACAGAACUUCUCCUCCUCAUCGUCUCGUUUCUGCCUCUGAGUGCGGUUGCAUGUCUCAUUCUGACAUCCAAGUACUACCAUGCUACUCUCGCUGACGAACUCGAUCUACGAAUGCAAGAUCCCGAAGAAAAGGCUCGGUUUGUUCGACUGCUGGAGAAGGAUCUGCCCCAUCUACUGGCAUGCUACAGCUGCAACAUUUUGUUUGACUGGAGAAAGAAACCCAAAUGGCGUUGUCCGAACUACGAGAACCAUCCUCUUCUCAAUCGUGGCUCACUCUUGUGCUACGUCCACCGCCCCACUUGUGUUUCGCGGGAGAUGGUAGACGCCUUUGUAAGGGGGCACGAAAAGGGUGCCGAGUAUGGUCCACAACUUCACAAACUCGCCCACGAAUGCAAUAGUGAUGGUGGAUGGUAUCCGACCCGCGGUUCGACGGUGGCUAGAUCUCUCGACGCCCGGGUGCAACAGGGGAAGCUCAUCCUUCAUGGUAUCUACAGGCUACGCGUUCCGAUUCCCAAACACCGUCUGAGGCCUUCGCCGGGCUAUGUCGAUCGAACACUCGGGUACUCACUGAUGCCGGAAAUGGUCAAGUUCAACGGCAUCGGCUGCGUCCAUCUGAGAAACUCUCUCCCUUCAGUGCUUCUUGAGGGCGUCUGGCACCUGCCCAGCGGCUUCGAGCCAACGCCAUUAUGUCAUGACUUGAUCAGCUGUGGAUAUUGCGCUACGGAUUUGCGAGUACGGGUUUCGGUCAGAGACGCUAAAAGCCUGACUUUCGAGGUGGAGAUGUGGCGAUCCCUCGGAGGCCGUGAUCCCGCCACCAGACACCGCCUUGAAGACGCUCACUUCCAAACUCCAGGCUUUAGGAGCGAGUUCCUGGAGCUGAAUCAGCCUCCCCAGCGGAAUCUCGAAAAUCUCUUCAAUGGAGGUUCUGGAAAGUCCCUUGGUCCGCACAUGUGGCAGACACCUCAAGAUCGCCAGACGUGGCUCCAGGUGUGGAUGUGGGCAGACGGCCAGCGCAAUGCCAGUUUGUGGGCAGACCUCCUUCGCGACGGCAACGCAGUGGCGGCAGUCCGCACUCCAUGGCACAAACUGUCCACGCACUGUGUCGCUCAGUGGGAGUCGGCGAUGGCAGUGGUGGGUGCGGUGGUACGCCGGAUUCAGGCUCGCGAUGCUCCUGCCUUUCAUGUCUUUGGAUUUAAAUGAGAAAAUUCAGCAGCACUGUGCUGCAGUUGCCGCAGCAUGGCUCUUCCUCGCCAGUCGAUCUCUCAUCAUCACUAUGACCGACACUCAAAGUCGGCUGGCUGGGAGAUGGACAUCAACUCGGGCGGUGG